Messenger RNA from Megalopta genalis, 2235 nucleotides. The record is from RefSeq and is a predicted model, not a curated record. NCBI's taxonomy places the organism in Eukaryota, Metazoa, Arthropoda, Insecta, Hymenoptera, Halictidae.
UGUAACUUGUAUGAUGCAAAUGACGUAUUUUGAAUAGUUGCUCCUUGGCUUAUCUCGGGCGGGCUGAGUCAUUUCGUUAACGUGUGGAUACAAGUAUCAGGUGGACCGAAAUAUGAUUUAUCUCUAAAGGCGACUACGUAAUGCGAACAAAUAUUACCGCGCGAUAACCAUGACUAUUGUUUCCUGUUCAUGUCUCGGCUGGUCGAGAUUGUCGAAGACAGCUCGCAGAUUGUAGACUUCGAGCGACCUUGAUAACGGUCAAUGAGCUCACACGAAGAUAACCAAUCUUAAUUGUCGACACGUUAUUAGACCGAGCGUUUGUUGCAUGCAUUGUCCGUUCAACUUAACCUGUUGAUCGCGCUAAAUAAUAAAACGUAGAAGAGCGCAGUAAAUACACAGAACACGAUGAAGCUUCAGGCGAUCGUGUUUUACGCGAGCAUAACCAAUCGGGCAAACAACAAAUUUCUUGUUUCCAUAAAUUUCUGUCCGCUGUGACGUAAUUGCUGCUGCCCUAGGCAUUGAAAUCGUUCAGAGCCUCGGAAUGAUCGCCGCAAGAAUCAAGUAAUAAGGAAACCAAUAUUAUUGUAGCAGUGCACACUGUUGGAGUCUGCAUGGAAAUCGAGAAACGGGGAAAUUAAUCGAGAUUGAUGAGCAGCCUGAUUUGAUCCGUGUAAACCCGUAAACUAGGUCACGGUCACAAACCACCAGAUUAUACAGGGUGUUCGUUUUAGCAAUCACGAAGACGUCACAACGUUUUCGCGAGAUAAGAAAGUGAUGCGGCAGGAAGAAAGAUAAAAUAAACGUGACUCAACGCGAACUAUUCAUGAGUUCAAUGUUUAUGCGUUUCUCAUGAAUAGCUGCAUAAAAAAAACCCAGGAUAUAACAGAAUACACCUACGGUAUAUAUGAAAAAUGAAAACAGGAAAUCUGUAUAGAAAAUCGAGACGGGCGUGCGGCGUUGAUUCACGCGACGGAAAACAACGGCAAUUUGGCGCGGUUCAAAUAAACGUUAAUUUGGUCAAUAAGCAGGUGGUGCGUUCCGUUCGUCCGUGUCUGGUUUCACGUAACACAUCGUAGGAUCCGUGAAAGAACGGAGGCCGAGAAAGCCAUUGUCGCGUAUAUAUAUAUAUACAUAUAUACCAGAUUAAUUAUUAACUAAUCUUUUUCGGAACGAUGAAUCGUUCGAAGCUGAUCGAACUGACAUCUGGCAGUGGCCCGUGCAACUGUCACGAAGGUAAACAUAGUGCCGGAGAUCUCCGAUAAAUCGAGUGUCGAAGGGAAACCGUGAAGAGCCAAUAGCGGGAAGGUUUGCUCGUAUAAAUUUUCGUCGGUCACCUUGAACAUCGAGCAAACAUUUUCUGCGGAGAACUAAUCGCAUCGAUGAAACUGUAUUCCUUGCCUUUACGCUGCCUACAGCGAGGUCUCCCGGUAGAAUUGCAACGGGGCCUGGACGCGGACACGCUGAAGUACCUGAAACCGGAAGCGGUCCUUAGCGAACAAAAUCGGAGAUCGUUCAUCGAGAAGUUCCGCGCUCGUAGGAUCACGAAGGAGUCCGAAGAGAAAGUAAAAAACCGGGCCGCUGUUCUGGUGCCAUUAUGCAAACACGAGGGCGAGCUGGGAUUCCUAUACACUCUGAGGUCCACGAAGUUGACCUCGAAUCGGGGCCAGGUCUCGUUCCCAGGCGGCAUGUACGACGAUAGCGACGGCAAUCUCGAAGAGACUGCUUUACGGGAGACUUGGGAGGAGCUCAAUAUACCGAGGGAGAAGAUCGACGUCUGGACUUCCGGUAACACGAUCAACAAGAAGAACCUUCACGUGAUGCCCGUGUUCGGGUAUAUCGGCGAGGUCGAUCCGAAAAAGCUUAAUAUCAACGCGAACGAAGUGGAGGAGGCUUUCUUUCUUAGCUUAAGAAACCUAUGCGACCUGUCCCUGUGUCGGUACACCCAGUUCCGUGAGAAAUACUGUAUGCCGGUUUAUUUGGGCGGGAAACACCGUGUCUGGGGUUUCACCGCGAUAGUCACUCACAUGGUUUUGAACGACCUUGUACCUGAUGCUUACAAACACAAGCUCGUGUUCAUACAGCCGGUUCUGCCGAAAAUAAAAAACAAGAUCAAAGACAACGUUGUUCGUCCAACGUGAAACUCUGUACCGAGCAAAUUGUACUUUAUAUCCUCGACUGCCAUGCCACCACCCAUGACUAUUGUAAUUGAUUGUAUAAAGACUUAAUGAAAUUGUU